Ilyonectria robusta is the source of this 804-nucleotide messenger RNA. Its product is annotated as serine hydrolase FSH. Gene Ontology annotation, cellular component: nucleus; cytoplasm. The coding region runs from base 1 to 804 and encodes 267 amino acids. NCBI's taxonomy places the organism in Eukaryota, Fungi, Ascomycota, Sordariomycetes, Hypocreales, Nectriaceae. The transcript is spliced from 2 exons. The record is from RefSeq and is a predicted model, not a curated record.
AUGCGGUUCUUGUGUCUCCAUGGCUACGCUACAAGCGUUGAAGUUCUCCAAGAGCAAAUGGAACCUAUUACAUCGCAACUGCCUGGGAAUUGGGAAUACGAGUUUUUGGAGGCGGGAAUGGAACCAUCAGAAUUAAUGCUUCCUACCCUUAGCCAAGUCCCCGAACCAAAUUACAGCUGGUACAAUUUCCCUUAUCCCGAGGAUGUGGAACGGGCCUACGAGCGCCUUACAUCUUUUAUUGAAGCGGAAGGGCCUUUUGAUGGCGUUUGGGGUUUCUCGCAGGGCGGGUCAAUGGCCGCCCUUUUGCUACUCAUGCAUCAAGCGGAGAAUGGCGGCACGAGUUACCCAUUCAAGUUGGCUAUUUUCACCUCGGCCUUCCUCCCUCAUCGUUUCGAUUCAGGCUUCAUUACCUGGGACCUGACAGAGAAAAAUCAACCCACUCCAACAUAUGAGCCUGGAGUGUAUGAUGCUUCCCGCGGGGAAGAUGUGGAUUGGACACGGGAUCCACAUACGUCAAUCGAAUACGACAUGAUCAAGGCGGUCCAGGACAAGAUGACGUUUCCUGUUCAAUUCUUGCCCAAGUACAGGCCUAGUGGCAUUCAGAAGAAGAUUGCGCUGCCGUCCGUGCAUGUUCGCGGAGUUAAGGAUCAUUAUGAAUUUGUGGAUGACUCCGUAUGGGAAUUGUUCGACCCGGAGACAUCGAGGAAAAUGACCCAUCGUGGAGGUCACCAUUUCCCUAGGUUUUCCGAAGAGCUGGUGGACUUCGCGGAGUUGAUCAUUGAAACAGUUUGUACCCUCAAUUAG